Siniperca chuatsi (mandarin fish) is the source of this 3920-nucleotide messenger RNA. RefSeq names its product cadherin-12-like. Gene Ontology annotation, biological process: multicellular organism development; cell morphogenesis; homophilic cell-cell adhesion. Gene Ontology annotation, cellular component: catenin complex; plasma membrane; adherens junction. The transcript is spliced from 12 exons. Bases 718 to 3129 code for a protein of 803 amino acids. The record is from RefSeq and is a predicted model, not a curated record. Lineage: Eukaryota; Metazoa; Chordata; Actinopteri; Centrarchiformes; Sinipercidae. Gene Ontology annotation, molecular function: calcium ion binding; cadherin binding.
AGGGGGUGUUGUGCUACUGCCUUACGCCAAUGCAAUCACGACUGCCGCUCGCCACUGAGCCAGCAGCGCUCAAACCCUCUCACAUUCUUCCUCAUUCUCUCUCUCCUUCACACACUUGCUCUCUCGCUCUCUGAUGCAUGCACACACACACGCUUCUUUCUCUCACUUCACCGCUCGCUCACUCACUCGCACUCUCUCAGUCGUCAUUCUGUAACCGCACGGACACGCUCCACUUUGGUACAGCUCCCGUGUAUUCUCCAGCUAUUCUGAAGCUGUUGUCUCUGUAACUUGCGCAGCGCAUACACUCGCAAGCAUCCGUUCUGUUCCAGCGUGGGUUCAAACUGUACACAGCGAGUGGGAUAAUGAAAGAAAGGCACCAAAGAGGAAAGCAGGGUGAGAAAGGAAAUUAAAAGAGGAGUAAAAGCAGCAAAGGAGAGUCUGCUCUUGCAAAAAGGUGGGAGGACAGUUUGAUUCAGUGAAUAUUUGGAUUAAACUGGCUACGUCUCUGCUCUGAAGUGUCCCACUAAAGGUGAUGAGCUCCAUAAAUCUCUGAGUGGGAUCCUGACAGACCCAGGAAAACUGCUCUUUGGGUUUGCCAUACCCAGCAUAGCCCCCCACCUCACCCAUUCCCCAUAAACACCUUCACAAAUUGUUUCAGUGUGGCUCAGCUCUCACCACUGGACUUUAACUUGGGGACCUGAACCUCACAGAUCGCCAAUGCUAACAAGGAACUGCCUGCUGCUGUUCCUUUGGAUUCUUGUCGACGAAGGCUCAGUCUCUUCUUUACGUCCACCUUCACCACCACUGGGACGGAGCAGGACGGGGAGGGAGCACUCCAGGAGCUUGGUGGGCCCAAUGAGGAAUGGGGCAGCUGGAUUUCAACGGGUCAAAAGGGGCUGGGUGUGGAACCAGUUCUUUGUACUGGAGGAGUACAUGGGGUCAGACCCGCAGUAUGUGGGCAAGCUGCACACUGACCUCGAUAAGGGGGACAGUGCAGUGAAGUACACGCUCUCGGGGGAUGGGGCUGGCUCCAUUUUCACAAUUGACCAAACAACUGGGGACAUCCAUGCCUUAAGGAGCCUUGACAGGGAGGAGAAGCCUUACUACACCCUACGCGCCCAGGCUGUUGACAUCAACACCAAUAGGCCCUUAGAGCCUGAAUCAGAAUUUGUAAUCAAGGUUCAAGACAUCAACGACAAUGAGCCAAAGUUCCUGGAGGGACCAUAUAUGGCCAGUGUCCCUGAGAUGUCACCCGUAGGGACGUAUGUGACGCAAGUGACAGCCACAGAUGCAGAUGACCCUACCUAUGGAAACAGUGCUAGAGUGGUAUACAGCAUCCUCCAUGGUCAACCAUACUUCUCUGUUGACCCUAAAACAGGGGUUAUUAAGACAGCCUUGCCCAAUAUGGACAGAGAGGUGAAGGAACAGUACCAGGUAUUAAUCCAGGCCAAGGACAUGGGGGGCCAGCUGGGGGGCCUGGCCGGGACCACCACCGUCAACAUCACCCUCAGCGAUGUCAACGAUAACCCACCCAGGUUCUCUAAAAGUUUCUUUCACCUAAGAGUUCCUGAGUCUUCUGCCGUGGGAUCUGCUGUCGGUAGAAUCAAAGCCCAUGACUUGGACAUCGGGAAAAAUGCCGAAGUAGAGUACACCAUCGUGCCAGGUGAUGGAGGCGCCAUGUUUGACAUCACCACCAAUGAACACAACCAAGAGGGGAUCAUCAUUCUCAAAAGGCCCCUGGACUAUGAAAACAAGAAGGCAUACACCUUUAAGGUAGAUGCCUCAAAUGCACAUCUGGAUCCACGGUUUCAAAGCUUUGGGGCCUUCAAAGACACAGCAACAGUGAAGAUUAACGUUUUGGAUGUGGAUGAGCCCCCGGUGUUCAAUAAGCCCUCCUAUGUGAUGGAUGUGUAUGAGGACACACCCGCGGGCACCAUCAUUGGAGCGGUGACGGCACAGGAUUUAGAUGCCAGCAGCAGUCCAGUCAGGUAUUCCAUUGACUGGAAGAGUGACUUGGACAGCUACUUUGACAUUGAUCCAGUGGAGGGAACGAUUUCCACAAACGAACUCCUUGACAGAGAGAGCAUCGUCCAGCACAAUAUCUCCAUCGUGGCAACCAAACUUAAUAGUCCAGUUCUGACCAGUCGGGUGGCCGUCACUGUCCACGUGUUGGACAUUAACGAGUUCCCACCUGAACUCGCCAGUCCUUAUGAGACCUUUGUGUGUGAAAAUGGCAAAGUGGGACAGGUGAUUCAAACAUUCAGUGCAAAAGACCAGGAUCUACCAACUGCUGGACAACAGUUCUCUUUCAAAUCACCAAAGGAAGACAUAAAAAACAGGAAUUUCACCAUCCGGGACUUUGGAAACAACACAGCUGGAAUUGUGACGAAGCGGAGUGGCUUUAGACGCCGUUUGCAGGAGAUCUACUUCCUUCCUGUGGUGAUUGAAGAUAAUGGCUACCCACCCAAGAGCAGCACAGGCACCCUGACCAUCCGUGUAUGUGGCUGCGAAUCAGAUGGUUCCCUGCUAACUUGCAGUGCAGAGGCCAUCUUUCUCCCCGUGGGUCUGAGCACAGGAGCUCUGAUUGCCAUUCUUCUAUGUAUCAUCAUCCUGUUAGUUAUCGUAGUCCUCUACGUGGGCUUGAGACGGCAGAAGAAAAAGGAAACCCUCAUGUCAUCCAAAGAGGACAUCCGGGAUAAUGUGAUCCACUAUGACGACGAAGGAGGGGGGGAGGAGGAUACGCAUGCAUUUGACAUGGGGACCCUUCGUAAUCCCAAGGUUGUCAAAGAGAACCUGUACCGCAGGGACGUCAAACCUGAGAUGAAGAGAGGUCCCAGGCCGCCUGUCUCUCAGGACAGUGCUGAUAUCCGAGAUUUCAUCAACCAGCGUCUGAAAGAGCACGAUAUAGACAACUCAGCCCCACCCUACGACUCCCUGGCCACGUACGCUUAUGAGGGCAACGGCUCUGUGGCCGAGUCGCUCAGCUCCAUCGAGUCCCUCGCCAUAGACCUUGAGGAGGACUAUGAUUACCUCAGUGACUGGGGGCCCCGCUUUAAGACACUGGCAGGGAUUUUUGGGGAGCAGUCAGAAACUCAGCCAGACUCAGCCACCAUGGAGAACACACAUUGACGUUAUUCACAGACUCGAAAAGCAAAUAUGUAACAACAUUCUUUUGGUCGGCAAAACACAAUGUUUUACUAUUGUUUUCCUCCCAUGUUAUCUGUUUUCACCUUUUUCCAGCUCACCGUUUUCUAUUUUAUGUGGUACUUUUUGCUCAGUCCCAAAAUUGUAAAAAAAAAACCGAGGGAACAUAUGGUAACAUGAUUAGAUGAGCAAAGCAGCCAUUCAGUUACCUUUCAAUUGAAUGUUGUUUCUUGUCUUACAUUUUGUUUCCUCUUCGGGAAUGCACAUACACACGGAAAUGUUGUCAUUUCCUAGAACAUCCUUAAAAGUGCCUCAAUAUAAUUGUUUUUCAAUUGCUAUUUCAUGCCACAUAUCCAGUGUUGUUCCUUAGAACCCCAUAGGUUAAGCUGAUUCUGUCAGCAUAUACUGUGCUCUGACUGGAUGAGGCAUCUACCAAGACCAAUGUUAACUCUGUGGGGACAAUGAAGUGGCCCGAGUUUGGCCAAAGAUGUUUUGAAUGUUAUUUAUUGUUCUAUUUAUUUAUUGUCUGAUUGAGUUUGAUUAGAUUUUUGUGUAUUUAUCUAUUUAUCUCUGUCAUCAAUCUGUAUUUUUUAUUUUUGGAGACACUCGAGGAAUUUUGUAAUUAAUUAAGGCCCACAUGAAAAUGUAUGUUUCUGUUAGGUGGGUCCUGUGAAUAGACUUGUACUAGAGUUGUAAAAAAAUAAAUUAGGGCUAAAUACUGCAGUUCAGUCAUGUAAUAAACACAGUUUUCUUAAAUAAACCUCACUUGGACAAAA